AUGGCUCCGUGUUUGGGGCUCUUUCUGAUUUGGGCUGGUGCGUCUGUGUUUCUACAGCUGGUCCCUGUGAAUGGAGGGGAUCUUCCCAACCCAGGAAUUGAUCCCAGGUCUCCCGCAUUGCAGGCAGAUUAUUUACCAGUUGAUAGCAGCGGGCUGGGCGGGGCUCCCUAUGAGAACAACGGUGUUUCUACUGAACAUACCGGAGACAAGUCUUCUGCUGAAUCAGCUGAAGAUGAAAAAUGUGUUUUCCCAUUCACCUAUGGAAACAAAAAGCAUUUCGACUGCACAUUCCAGGGUUCCAUAUUCCCGUGGUGUUCCCUCGAUGCAGACUACAAAGGAAGAUGGAAAUACUGCACUAAGAAAGACUAUGCCAAGUGUGUCUUUCCCUUUAUCUUUGGAGGCAAGAAAUAUGAGACUUGCACAAGAGAUGGAAGUCUUUUGCGGGAUUGGUGCUCAGUCUCUCCAAACUAUGACCAGGAUAAAGCUUGGAAGUAUUGCUAGCCAUAAGAAGAGUUACCGUCCAGCGCAUCCACCCGUGGCCGUGGAUGCAGUCAAGCCUUUGAAACCUC
Molecule: messenger RNA, 569 nt
Organism: Cervus elaphus (red deer)
Lineage: Eukaryota; Metazoa; Chordata; Mammalia; Artiodactyla; Cervidae
Product: seminal plasma protein PDC-109-like
Exons: 7
Coding region: 1-501 (166 amino acids)
Cellular component (GO): cell surface
Molecular function (GO): heparin binding
Source: RefSeq, a predicted model, not a curated record